AUGUCGAAGCUGCAACGUAACCUCGCCAUCACAGUCGGCAUCGGGGGCCCUUCGUCCGCCGGAAAGACAACACUAGCAGAGCUCCUAGCCACCGCGCUACGCGGGGCCCUCACCACCGCCGCUCAUCGGCGUGCCCACGCGGGCGACGACGCCCCGGCCCCGGCGAGCGCGGUCCGCGUGGUCCACCAGGAUGACUUCUUCCUCCCCGCGGCGCAGCAGAGGUGGCCGCUGAUCUCCACCGCCGGGGCCCGUCCCGUGGUCGAUCGUGACCGGGUCGAAGCCGUCCGCUUCGAGGAUCUCGAGCGGGAGCUCUGCCAGCCCAUCAACCACUGCGGCGGCACCAUCACAGGCCAGCAAGGAUACCAGAAAGAGAUGGCGGCUGCGGCGGCCACCCUUGCGGAACGCUUUGACGCCGUCUUCAAGCAGGGCGUAACCUCGUGCCAGAUCAGGAUUGUUAAGGGCAACCUGGUGCUAGCGCGCCGGCCGGCCGAGGGUCGACUACCUGCGUCACAUGACGAGGUCACCCGAAUGUUUGCGAUCAACGCACGAGCUGCCCAGGAUCGAGUCAGAGAGGCAAUGGACGUCAAGCUGUUCCUGUCGGUACCAUUCGAGGUGGCAGCGCUGCGGCGAUUUUCUCGGUCCGAAUACCGAGAUCAGUCACCUUCUAAUCCCAAAGGGAGGACCCCAGAGCAGCACUGGAGGCAAGCCUGGUACUUUGAACACGCAUGGAAAAACCACGAAUGGUAUCACUCGAAUGUACCUGCUGCAUGGGUACAGCCGACGGAAGUUUCAUCGACGGAAGACACGCUGACGUGGGCUGCUGGAUUGGUUGUAGGUGCUAUUCCCAAGGAUUGA
Messenger RNA from Truncatella angustata, 855 nucleotides. RefSeq lists its product as uncharacterized. The record is from RefSeq and is a predicted model, not a curated record. Lineage: Eukaryota; Fungi; Ascomycota; Sordariomycetes; Amphisphaeriales; Sporocadaceae. The transcript has a single exon. Gene Ontology annotation, cellular component: cytoplasm. The coding region runs from base 1 to 855 and encodes 284 amino acids.